This is a messenger RNA of Cyanistes caeruleus (blue tit), 366 nucleotides long. Lineage: Eukaryota; Metazoa; Chordata; Aves; Passeriformes; Paridae. The record is from RefSeq and is a predicted model, not a curated record.
UAAAUCACUGUUCUCUUCUCUUGAAAGCUGUCCAAAAAAUAUGGUCCAGUCUUCAGUGUUCAGAUGGGGCACAGGAAAGUUGUAGUGAUUUCUGGCUAUGAGACAGUGAAGGAAGCUCUCGUAAACCAGGCAGAUGCAUUUGCAGAGAGACCCAAAAUCCCAGUCUUCGAAGAUUUGACCAAGGGAAAUGGGGUUGUUUUUGCUCAUGGUGAAAACUGGAAGGUGAUGAGAAGAUUUACCCUCACAGCCUUACGAGACUUUGGGAUGGGCAAAAAGGCCAUCGAGGAUCGAAUUGUGGAGGAGUAUGGGCACCUGGCAGACACCAUUGCCUCACAGGAAGGAAAUCCCAUCGAUGCCAGCAAAAUA